Messenger RNA from Cooperia oncophora, 1200 nucleotides. NCBI's taxonomy places the organism in Eukaryota, Metazoa, Nematoda, Chromadorea, Rhabditida, Trichostrongylidae. The record is from the annotation of a GenBank genome assembly.
AUGCGAAAGCAUGCCAAGAAUCAAAGCGUCAUUAUCAGUGGCGAAUCUGGAUCGGGCAAAACAGAAUCGACGAAGCUCGUGCUGCAGUUUCUGGCUACCAUCAGCGGUCAGCACAGCUGGAUAGAGCAGCAAGUUCUGGAGGCUAAUCCCAUCCUAGAAGCAUUUGGCAAUGCAAAAACUGUCCGAAACGACAACUCGUCCCGUUUUGGAAAAUACAUCGAUGUGCAUUUCAACGCCUUCGGCUCUAUAGAAGGGGCACGAAUUGACAAAUAUCUUCUGGAAAAGUCUCGAAUCGUCGCGCAGUCGGUUGGCGAGCGGAAUUAUCACAUAUUCUAUUGCCUUCUAGCUGGUUUGCCUGUGGAAGAGAAACGGCAGCUUGAGCUGACUCAGCCAUCCGACUACUUCUACCUAACGCAGGGUAAAACAUUGGAAGCUGAUGGCCGCGACGAUGCCGCUGAUCUUGCGGAAAUCCGGUCGGCGAUGAAAGUUCUGCUGUUCAAAGAGGCCGAAAUCAGCUCGAUCUUCCAACUUCUCGCUACUCUUCUGCAUAUUGGAAAUGUCAAGUAUAGAGGUCUGAAAGACGCAUCCUUAAGAAUCGUUGUCGACACCAUCGAUGGGGUUGAGGUUAGCGAUGCUGCUAACGUUGCUCGGAUAGCAAGGCUGCUACAGGUCGGCAUUUAUCAAUCAAUUCAGCUUCCCACAAAGAAGAAAAAAAGCUGCAAUCAACUGUUUCAGGUAAAAGAGCAAACCCUCCUGAGCACUUUGACGACGAGAACGAUUGUGACGAAGGAGGAGAGGGUAGUGGUGAGACUCUCAUCCCGAGGAGCCGUCGAUACACGAGAUGCGUUAGCCAAAGGCAUCUACGGACGUCUCUUCACCUACAUCGUCGCACGCAUCAACGACGCUAUUUACAAGAAACGUAGUUUCAGACCACGAAACGACUCUACAGAUCGGCACUCGAUUGGAGUACUCGACAUUUUCGGCUUUGAGAACUUCGAGACGAACAGUUUUGAGCAAUUAUGCAUCAACUACGCCAACGAAAGUCUUCAGCAGUUUUUCGAGCAAAUCAACUGGCGUCAGAUCAAAUUCGUUGACAACCAGGAGACGUUAGAGAUAAUCGGAGUGAAACCAAUGAACGUAUUUUCUCUGAUCGACGAGGAAAGCAUCUUUCCAAAGGUAAAGCCUUCCUGGAGUUGCUAA